AUGAUUCUUGACGAAACGACUACAAUUGCUAGAAUUCCAGACUUCGAAGUUGGCCAAAAUGUGUUUCUUGCAGCACAUGACGAUUCAGAAGUUGUUCCCAAGAUUCUUGCAAAAAUAAAGGAAAAAGACAUGGCACCAUAUUACAAAUACCUUCAUGAUGACCUCAAACUACAAAAUCUCGAAUGGGAUCAGUCGCUGUAUGACGAGAUGACAGCAAACAACAACAAAAAGGUGAAAGAACUCAAGGAUGAGAUCGAGAAACUCAAUGAUGAGGAUGAGGGCGAAAUAGAGAUCUUGAAGAAAUGGAUCCAGCUUGCUGAGUAUUACGCUUCUAUUGGAGACAAGGAUGAAACGGUUGCCACGAUUGAUAAAACUAUAAAGUUGGCACCAUCAACUGGUUCAAAAAUUGAUCUAUAUCUCACAGUUUCUCGUGUUGGUUUCUUUUAUGACGACAAGCCAUUCACAAAACAGUACUUGGACAAGGCCAACGGACUUAUCGAGAAGGGCGGAGAUUGGGAGAGGAGAAACAGAUACAAGACUUACAUGGGAAUAUAUCUAAUGUCAACCAGGAAGUUUUCGGAAGCUGCGAAAUUGUUGAUUGACUGUCUUUCAACUUUUACGUCGACUGAACUUGCCACGUAUGAAGAGGUGGCGCAGUACUCUUUAAUAUGCGGGUCGGUUGCUCUCAGCCGGCCCGACUUGAAGAAGAAGCUUCUUGAAUCACCGGAGAUUCUUUCAAUUAACUCGACAUCCGAGAAGUUGACUCCUGUCUACAAGUUGAUCGAAUCUUUGCACUCGUGCGAGUAUCAGAGCUUUUUCCCAAUGCUCUUGAGAACCAGUAAAGAGAUUUUGACGAAAAACAAGUACUUGUAUCCCCAUGCAAAUUACUACAUGCGUGAAUUGCGAUGCAGGGCAUACUCGCAACUUUUGGAGAGUUACAAGUCGAUAUCCAUAAAGUCCAUGGCCAACUCGUUUGGUGUGUCUGUGGAAUUUUUGGAUGCCGAUCUCUGCAAGUUUAUUCCUUCCAAGAGACUCAACUGUGUCAUAGAUCGCAUUAAUGGGGUUAUCGAGACCAACCGGGUUGACAACAAAAAUGCACAGUAUCAUUUGCUUAUCAAGAAUGGAGAUGCACUCUUGACAAAAUUACAAAAAUACGGCGCAGCGGUUCGUCUUAGUGGUGCAGAGAAGGUUUGA
Messenger RNA from Brettanomyces bruxellensis, 1194 nucleotides. RefSeq lists its product as uncharacterized. Gene Ontology annotation, molecular function: protein binding. The transcript has a single exon. Gene Ontology annotation, biological process: proteasome-mediated ubiquitin-dependent protein catabolic process. The record is from RefSeq and is a predicted model, not a curated record. Gene Ontology annotation, cellular component: proteasome regulatory particle. NCBI's taxonomy places the organism in Eukaryota, Fungi, Ascomycota, Pichiomycetes, Pichiales, Pichiaceae. The coding region runs from base 1 to 1194 and encodes 397 amino acids.